Medioppia subpectinata is the source of this 738-nucleotide messenger RNA. NCBI's taxonomy places the organism in Eukaryota, Metazoa, Arthropoda, Arachnida, Sarcoptiformes, Oppiidae. The record is from the annotation of a GenBank genome assembly.
AUGUUUAUUUAUUACACAAUAGUCGUAGCGAUCGGUGCUUUUCACGUUCACGAGGCGACGCAUUCUUCGGGUCUUUUGGCGUUGAGUUUUGUAAUCGUUUUGAUGUCGGGUUUAUGUGUGGCCGCCUCUGUCUUCCUAUUGGUCGGCUUAUCGGUCGUAAUUCCGUUUAAAAACAAACCGAUUCUCAAGGAUUGCAAACAAAUGCUUUUGCCGUGGAUUUGCAUAAUUCUCAUGACCACUCUCUUCGACAUUCUCUACACUGUUCUGUGGCUUCUCGAGAGCUUUCGAAAAGAGAAGAAAGAAGAAAAUCAUUAUUUCGUCGUUCUUGUCAUCGAUAUAAUAAUGUGUGCUUUCAAUUUUUACGGAAUAAUUUGCGUCGUCUCGCAGUACCAAAUAUACAGACAACAAAGCGUUCCUCAAAACAAAAACAUUUUGCCUCCGAUUGAGUUCCGUUUGAUUCAGUUUCAAAACUCUCGCGAAAAAAGCGACAAAACGAACGAAAAGAACGAAAACUGCUUAAAAGUGCCGAAACUGUUCGACAGUUCAAGCGGUUCGAGUGCCGUUGAAGACAUAUCCGACGGUUCAUUGUUGACAACAAUCGACGAAAAGACGGACAACAAUAACGAGAAACAGAAUUACGUCUCGAAUCGGCUUUUAGUGCAAAAUUUGUCUUUUCAGAACAUUUGUUACGAAAUUGUCAUUUUUUAUUCUCAUAUCAGAGAUAAGAGAUCUAGUUAA